This is a messenger RNA of Zeugodacus cucurbitae (melon fly), 5019 nucleotides long. Its product is annotated as Carboxypeptidase N subunit 2. Gene Ontology annotation, molecular function: protein binding. Bases 323 to 4543 code for a protein of 1406 amino acids. The record is from RefSeq and is a predicted model, not a curated record. The transcript has 7 exons. NCBI's taxonomy places the organism in Eukaryota, Metazoa, Arthropoda, Insecta, Diptera, Tephritidae.
ACAGCGGAAAGUUCUUUCAUGGUUGGUUGUCUACGUUUUAUACUCAAUGAAUAGAAAAUCUAUUGGGGAAAUAUUAAUGAUAAUGUUUCCAAUUUAUUAAGAAGUGGUUUAAAUAGUUGUACAUUAAGCUUUGUAGCAAUUAAAACAAAUAUUGUACAAUAUACGGAUAUCAUCCUUGGAUAAAAAUAAUUUUCACAUUUUGGUUAUUUGAAAAGUAGAGGCAGAAAGUGCAAAAAUGGAAGUGGCUAAAAAAUUGGUAUAAUAUGCCGCUGAAAAAUGUUAACAUAAUGCCAUACAAAUUUUUGAAGCUAUAUACAGAAAAAUGGAAACAAUAUCCAAGAUUUCCCUGAUAUUGGUUCUAUUCCUAAUUUUUGCAAGUAAUUUUGUUGUGGAUGUGAGUGCAGUUUCGCCACCUGCCAAUGCAAAAGGGGAUAACUAUGAAGCCACAAAAGCCGGCGUCGCCGUUUCCGCAAACUUAGUCGCAGCUGCUCAACAACAAAAUGCAGCACCAACCAAACCACGGCCACAGCUAACUGAUUCAAUAGCACCGUCACUUCCUCUCAUUCAAAACCAACCAGCCUCAUGCAUAUCAACGUUUGUUAAAGAAGAGCCGCAACUUCAGCGAUCACAGAAAAAAUAUGAGCACGAAAUCAAUGUAUUAGGCUAUAAAAUCCAAAUACCAUCCUUUGUAAUGGAUGGUAUUUCUCUACCAACAUCUGGAGAUGCAAAUGGCGCCGUAGCUAAUGGUGCAAACAUAGACACUGGAUCGGAACAGAAUGCCAGUGGAGAAGAUGUUUUCAAAUUCUACUGCGAGAACACCACCAUUGGAAAUGUCAAUACGGAGUUACGUUCGAAAAUGUACAUUAAAUAUGCUUACAUACUGCUUCAACAUUGUUAUCCUAACGAUGAGACUCAGUCGCUGCACUUGCAACAAUACGAAAGCGUGCGACACUUCAAGUGGACAUAUAGUAGAGUGCACGAUUUACAAAUGAAUAUGCUCUUUUCGGACUACAAAUCGAGUUUUGAGUAUUUGGAAACUCUCGACCUAACAGCAAACCAAUUGAAAUGCACACACUGGGUACAACCGCAAACUGUGCGCAGACUGCGAGUUAUGAAGCUAAGCCGCAAUGCUAUAGAUACACAAAGCUGUGCGCUCUCCGAAUUCCAACACAUGAAUCAUUUAGUCGAGCUACGUUUAGACGACAACCGUAUACAUAUGUUGAAUCAGCAAUUCUUGGGCCACCUAAGCGAGUUGAGUGAUUUGAAUUUGACGAGCAAUCUGCUAAGCGACUUGCAGCGUAACAUUUUCAAUGGUGCAUUGAAGCUACAGCGACUCUAUUUGGCACAUAAUCGGCUGACAACUUUGCCCUUUCAAUUGUUCCAAAGUAUGCGCGAAUUGCAAACGCUCGAUCUUUCGCAUAAUCGGUUACUCUCCUUUCCGGAUAAUUUCUUCGCGUUGAAUAGCGAACUGCGAGAGAUGUAUCUGCAAAACAACGCCAUGGAGACAAUUGGCAAGAACACGUUUCACAAUUUGCGUAAAUUGCGUUAUUUAGAUUUAUCCGAAAACAAAAUAAACAGCAUAGACCGCAAAGCCUUCGAGUCGCUUGCAAACCUAUUUAUGUUGAACAUGUCGAUGAAUAGCAUUAGCACCAUUUCCUCGAUACUCUUUAAUCCACUGUACAAUCUGCAACAGCUCGAUUUGAGUCACAAUAAAUUCACCCAAUUGCCGAGCGGCGUAUUUAUGUCGCAGCGUGCACUGCUUGUGCUGCGUAUUGACUCGACGCCGCUGGAGAAAAUUGGAAACUUGAUUUCGCGCAACAACGACCAUGUGGAUCCGAAGGUUUUGUCCAAUUUGCGUGUUCUCUCGAUACAACACAACAAACAGUUGACACAGUUCACGCGAACAUUAUUCCGCAACACACCCAAUCUGCAUGAGCUCCUAUUGGCAGGUAACGCACUGCAUCAUUUGCCCACAGAAAUUGGUCAACUGAGUCAGCUGCAGCGCCUGAAUGUACGCGACAACAGACUGACUUAUAUACCGGAGAGUGUCAAAUAUCUGCCUAAUUUACGCUUCAUACAUAUACGACAUAACGACUAUAUAUGCGAUUGUCGUAUGUUCUGGUUGGGUGAAUGGCUGAGCAAUAGCAGCUCCACUUUACGACGUUUACGUGCCACCUUAUAUCAAAGUAGUGUUAUGCUGGCAGAUACAUCAGCCAUGGAUAUGGGUGAUGACAUCGAUGAACUCAUUGAGUCACUUACUUGCCACCACGGCCAUCCAGGCGAUAUGGUGAAUGUAUUGCAACAUCUGCACUGCUUGAAACCGGUCAUUCUGGAGUCGUCCGACUCGAAAAUGCACAAACUACACUCAACGGCGAAACUAGAGUGUAUAUUUUCGGGCAGUCCUACACCCGAUGUGAUAUGGGUAACACCCACGAAUAAAAUUUUGCGGCAUCAUGCUGAUCCCGACAAGCGGCCGGUUAUUAUCAACCACAACGACAAAGAGCUCGGACAUUUGCCACUCACAUCGCUAAUAAUGGACGAUAAUAACAUGCUGAAUAUUAGUUUGCAGACGAGCGAUGUGAUGAAUCGGGUGACUUUGAUCGAGAACGGUUCAUUGCUGGUGCAUAACAUAUCGCGCGGUGACAGUGGGCUCUACACUUGCUAUGCCUAUAACAUAAUGGGUAACGCAUCGGCAUUUAUGAGAAUUUACAUCGAUCCAAUCGUCUUCUAUCGUGUUAAAAUCGAAAGCCUUUUAUCGGGUACGGCCGCUGCUACCGCCUUCCUUUUGUUAACGCUGAUCGUGCAAGGGCUUCGUUCACUCUGCUCCAAGUGUGGCAUAUUCGACCGAUUCUAUUGCUGUGUGCGCAACAAGCAGUCGCCGAGGGCGCGUCAAAUUUAUGCCAUGCUCGAUAGCAUUGAAUGUUACAAAAGUCAGCAGUUGGAACGACUGCGCGAGAAUUAUGCACAACAAGUGCAUCGUAUACGCGAAAAUUGUGUGCAGCAAGUUGAAUGGAUUCAGAGUAGCUAUACAUCGCAGGCCAAAUGUUUAAAAGAAUUUAGAGACAUGGGGUCCACUCACCUAACAGCACUAAAGGAUCAAUAUUAUGAUCAGGUAAAAAAGGUUCGUGAUUAUUCCACCGGACAAUUGAAUUGGGUGCGCGAAAAUUACGUCUUCCAACGCAACAAAAUUCGUAAAUUUAGUGCACAUCAAGUGUUGCGCUUACGUGAAGGCUACAAAUAUCAACAACAGUCACUGAAUAAAGUUUUGGAAAAUCUUCCGAGUUUUUAUUUUGAAAAUUGUCGUGGACGCUGUGAAGAGGAUAUUGCCGAAGAUAUUGAAGUGUAUUUCAAGAGUCAGCUGGGUGAUCAAUUCAAUCCUAGUGCAGCCAAGGUGAAGAGUUUAAAAAGCAAAUUAGCUGUCAUGGCCUUAAAUUCGGCAAGCAAAGCAUCGGUGUAUUAUACACCUCCCGAAGGUGAUCUAAGGCGUUCGAGUCUACAGCUACAGACUUCUCCUAUACACAUCAAUUAUAUCAAUGAGAAUUUGGAUCAUAACAAACUCGAUUUGAAUGAAACGAAAUUUGGCAGAGAAUUCCUCAUGAAUGCCCCCAUGAUGUUUGGCAGUUUUGGCGACGAAAUCGAUGGCCGCGGUUUGACAUCAUUAUCCAGAGCUGAGAUCACUUUAAGUCAAUUGAAAAUAAACGAUAAGCAUCCGGCGGGUGCGGGUAGUAUUGAAGAUAAUUGUUAUGACGCCACAUUGGCGAAUAAGUUAGAAACAAUGAAAACUGCCGAGAAGACUAAAAAUAGUCACAAGCAUGGACUGGCAUUUGAGCGAAUGGCAGGCAAAGCAGCAGCAUAUGGCAGUGGUCGACAGAACACCGAUAAACAUAAAGACAAUGCUGUUGGUGGAGACAUUGGUAACAUUGAAUUAAAUGAACUAUGUGACUAUAAGGACAUGAACGAUGUAAAGAGCUCCAAGUCUUGUCCGGCCAUUUAUAAAGUGUCCAAGCAGCAAGAUGGCUCUACCCUGCACGAACUACUGACUGAUAACCAAAGGGGGGAUGGGAAUUCGAACAGCACACGACUGAAUCCAGUCGGCGAGCCGACUCACAUACUUGAAACGGAACUCUUCAACAGAGCUAGUACCUCCGGAAGUGGCGGCAAAGGAAGUCGCAAGCUAUGCAAGGAGAAGUUGAACAUCAUAUUGGAUGAGAGCGGUAAAUCCACGCUUUACAAUGCUUCACCAUCGGAGGUGUGUGGUGGCGCGAGAAAAAAGGACAUUAAAUAUGAUUCAUGCUCCACGGUGACAUCGUCGUCACAAAGCAAAACCAGUUUGCCAGAUUUGGGGACGUACGCCGGCGGCAAUGGAGCGGGUGAUAGUAAGUACAAGGACAAGGAGGGACUAGAUUGCAGCAAUUCGGUUCCAGAUUCAUCGCAUGGGUCAACAGCAACUUCGAACGGUGACAACAUUAGCUUCAGCAGUAAUUCCAACAAUAGCAGCUGCAAUGGCAACCAACGUAGUGUAGAUGUAGUUAAUCUUACUUAGAGAUUCAUAUUUUUAGCCAUUAUCCAAUGCAUUAGAAAAGAAAAUGUUACAUAUUUAACAAAAACAAAAACAAAUCAAACAAACAGAAAAAGAAAAACAAAAACAGGAAAUCAUUAAACAUAUUUAUAUUAUGGAGAUGAGGUAUACUAAUUGUAAGAUAAAACUGAAUGAAGGAUUUUUAUUAAAAUUUUUGCGCGAAAGCGAAAUUAUUAUGAAUACAGCAUAAAGGUAAUAUAAAAGAAAAUUAUUAGAUGAAUUGUUUGCUCUACAAAUAAGAUACAUAUAAACUAAACACUAUUUCGCAAAGUCUCACGGCAAAAGUGUUGUUAUACAAACAUAAUUUUAGCAAGUAUAAAAAUUUAAAAAUAAAUGAAAUCACUACUUUAUUCCGAAACAAUUGCGAAACUGAAUGGAUGCAUGAAAUUAUACAAUAAAAAGCAGCAGCUGAAAUGUAUGGUAUUUGUGGACGAGAGUAA